This is a messenger RNA of Camelus dromedarius (Arabian camel), 8078 nucleotides long. It is a transcript of the gene PPM1B, whose product is annotated as protein phosphatase, Mg2+/Mn2+ dependent 1B. Gene Ontology annotation, molecular function: magnesium ion binding; protein serine/threonine phosphatase activity; manganese ion binding. Gene Ontology annotation, biological process: peptidyl-threonine dephosphorylation; positive regulation of canonical Wnt signaling pathway; negative regulation of canonical NF-kappaB signal transduction. Bases 453 to 1616 code for a protein of 387 amino acids. NCBI's taxonomy places the organism in Eukaryota, Metazoa, Chordata, Mammalia, Artiodactyla, Camelidae. The record is from RefSeq and is a predicted model, not a curated record. Gene Ontology annotation, cellular component: nucleus; cytosol. The transcript has 6 exons.
AGGGAGCGGGGAGGGGGUUGCAGAAGGAGCCCAGCGGCUGCUGCUCAAUGGCGGAAAAGCCGCCGGUGCUCUGACCGCCUCGUCCCCCUACAGUUGCGGGGGAGUUUCCUGCCGGCGCGGCUGGCGUCUCUGUUUCUCAGGGUUCGGUGGCUGGAAGAUGCUCCAGAGAGACGAGGCUGCGGCGGAGGAGGUGGCGGCGGCAGAAUCGGCAACGGCGCUAGGGUGGAGAGAAGGCGGCAGCGGCGGCGGCGGCGGCGUGCGGGGCCCGACGGUGUAAACAGCCCCGAAGGCGGCGGAGGCGGUGGCCGAGACCCCGAGGGGGAAGCGGCGGCUGAGGCAGGGUCGCGCCUCCGUUGGAAGCCUGGGCUGAGUGCAGCGGGGGACUCUGCUGCGGGCGCAAGCGAACGCCCUAGACCUCGCCUCCCUCCCUCGCCCCAGAUUCAUUAAUAAACAUGGGUGCAUUUUUGGAUAAACCUAAAACUGAGAAACAUAAUGCUCAUGGUGCUGGGAAUGGUUUACGUUAUGGCCUGAGCAGCAUGCAAGGAUGGAGAGUGGAAAUGGAAGAUGCACACACAGCUGUUGUAGGUAUUCCUCACGGCUUGGAGGACUGGUCAUUUUUUGCAGUUUAUGAUGGUCACGCUGGAUCCCGAGUAGCAAAUUAUUGCUCAACACACUUAUUAGAACACAUCACUAAUAACGAAGACUUUAGGGCAGCUGGAAAAUCAGGAUCUGCUCUUGAGCCUUCAGUGGAAAACGUCAAGAAUGGUAUCAGAACUGGCUUUUUGAAAAUCGAUGAAUACAUGCGUAACUUUUCAGACCUCAGAAAUGGCAUGGACAGGAGCGGUUCAACUGCCGUGGGAGUUAUGAUUUCACCUAAGCAUGUCUACUUUAUCAACUGUGGUGAUUCACGUGCUGUUCUGUAUAGGAAUGGACAAGUCUGCUUUUCUACCCAGGAUCACAAACCUUGCAACCCAAGGGAGAAGGAGCGAAUCCAAAAUGCAGGAGGCAGCGUAAUGAUACAGCGUGUUAAUGGAUCGUUAGCAGUAUCUCGUGCUCUGGGGGACUAUGAUUACAAGUGUGUUGAUGGCAAGGGUCCAACAGAACAACUUGUUUCUCCAGAGCCUGAGGUUUAUGAAAUUUUAAGAGCAGAAGAGGAUGAGUUUAUCAUCUUGGCUUGUGAUGGGAUCUGGGAUGUUAUGAGUAAUGAGGAGCUCUGUGAAUUUGUUAAAUCUAGGCUUGAGGUAUCUGAUGACCUGGAAAAUGUGUGCAAUUGGGUAGUGGACACUUGUUUACAUAAGGGAAGUCGAGAUAACAUGAGUAUUGUACUAGUUUGCUUUUCAAAUGCCCCCAAGGUCUCAGAUGAAGCAGUGAGAAAAGAUUCAGAGUUGGAUAAGUACUUGGAAUCACGGGUAGAAGAAAUUAUGAAGAAGUCUGGUGAGGGAGGAAUGCCUGAUCUUGCCCAUGUCGUGCGCAUCUUGUCUGCAGAAAAUAUCCCAAAUUUGCCUCCUGGGGGAGGUCUUGCUGGCAAGCGCAACGUUAUUGAAACUGUUUAUAGUAGGCUGAAUCCACAUAGAGAAAGUGAUGGGUCAGAUUUUCAGAGAGAAAAUGGGAUUUGAAGAAUGGUUGAAUGGCAGAAGUGAAAGGAGGAAGGUAAUGGUUCUUUGAAAGGAAGAACAUCGUUUUGGCUAGAGCAGAGAACUGCUGUGGUGACAAAGAAUUCAGGUGCCAGAAGUAUUUCUGGAGAGACGAGAGAGGACUUUUGAACUUUGUGUUUUAGAGUGAGGAGCCACCAUAUGUUUGGAGCAUUAAAAUGAUAGACUCAAAGGAAUAUCUGUGGAUAUCUGUGGUAUUUUACUCUGUUAGAAGUGUGCAGUAUUAGAUUAAAGAGAGGCUGGAAGUCAAAUAGUUGUGAAAUGAUUGCAGAGAUCACAUAAGUGUAAACCCAUCGUUAGUAGAUAGAUGUGUGGAUUAGAGAACUUUCCUAUUUGUUGUUAAAAAAAAACACCUCAUUUUUGCAGCCCAGAAUCCCAUUUUAGGAAACAUUACCCUUUCAGAGUAAUUAUGACCUUGGAAAAAUGUUGAACGAUAAUCACAAGUAGCAGAAAUGUACUAAAAAAUAUAAAAGAAACAUAAAAUGAAGAAAUUAUAGAUGUUUGAUUAAAUUCUUAGCUCUUAACUUGACCUACUAAAGCAGUGAGUUAGGCACAGAAGUGCUUCGCAAAUGCUUUUCAACUUGGUUAGAUCUGUGCCAUCUGGAAGAUGUUGCCAGGAAGUACACAGUGGCAGGAGCUGUUACAGGUAACUUGCAGAAUGGGAAAGACAAAAGUCUGGUAGAAAUACAGAGGAGAAGACACUUGGGAGGUAUUAUUUAAAACAAUUUUGCUUAAAUAACAAAAAUAAUUUUUAUUCAGAUUUUUUUUCUUUAAAAAAAGCUAGCCAGAGUUAACAGCGAUUGUUUAGAUUCCUAAAAUGUCUACUUUGUAUCACAUACAGAAUUUUUCUGCUGUAAAUGCCUAUAUACAGUACCAUUAGAAAUAGAGAUUCAUCUAUUUUUCUUAUAUUAAAAUCUUUUGGUUAAUUAAUGUAUUUUUAAAAGCUGAGUUGGAUAUAAGUCAACUUAGGUCAUUUAAAAUAUAUUCAGAAAGUUCACUAUUAAGUUAUUUUUUAGUUCAACUUUUUAGAAUAUGUUCAAUUAAUGUAAGCAAUAUUGAUAUUUUCCCAGCUUUAAAAUCAAAAUCUGUGGAAAAGCUUCUAGCAUAAGGGGGUUUGUGAACCUCCCAAAAGUCUUUGCAGAUAUAUUUAUGUGUGCAUACACAUUCUCUAAUGAUUUAGAGUUAUGUCUGCAACUUUCAUCAGUUCCUCAAACGAGUUUGUAACCCCAAAAGGAUAAUCUCCUAGAGGACCAGAAAAAAUAAAAUUACGUUUGUUCUAAGUUGUUGUUAUGUGAGAUCACUCCCAGUCCACCCCCUUUUCUUCCUCUAAAUGCUAGCUUGGUUUUGUAACUAGAAUGUACAUUCUCUGAGAUCUGGAACUUUAUCUUCUUUAUUUAUGGCUGUAGUCCCAGCACCUAUAGCAGUGCCUGGCACAUGGUGAGAGUUCAAUAAAUACUAGUUAAAUAAAAAAUAUUUCUAUUUCUUUCUUUCUAGUAGUUUGCUAAGACUAUCCUGAAACCAUAUAUUUCAAAAAAUAAUUAGAGGUUGCUAAUUGGUAUGGAAGUUUAUUUUUUGAGCUUUGUAUUUUCUGUGCCAAAAUGUGAAGUUCUUCCUUCAAAGGAGACUUAGAGUGCUUUUGAAUUAGUGCACCACUGAUCAAGUAGCUGUGUAAGUAGAAGUUUUCCAAGGGAAAAGGGGAAACUUGUUUACACCUACUUCCUCCUACUUGUGCCAAGCCGUAUCUGUUUGUCUGUAUCUAAAUACUGAUCAUAGGUUAUCUCCUCAACACCCUUCUUUUACAGAGAAGACUAAGACUCAGUGAGAUGGAGUAGCUUGCCCAGGUUGCACAGCUGGAUAAACCGAGUAACAAGAAUUUGAAUCUAAGUCAGAAUGACUCAAAAAACUAUUCCCUUUAUUUUAUACCUUUCCGUGCAGCCUCUCUAAGAUAGAGGGUUUGUAUGUAUCUGUACCCCCACUCUGUCCACUGUGCAAGAAAAAUCAUUGCCCAUUCUGUUGUGAAUCUUAUAUUUAAUAGUCUUAAGGUGCUCUGUUUUUGAUGAGGAAGUUGUUGUGACUAAGCAGUCAAGCUCAGUGCCUUAUUAGUUAUUUUUCAUUUAAAUACAUGUUUUUAUUUAUCCUGAUUCAAAAAACUUAUUUUAAGACAUUUGGAUUUGGAGAGGGGGGAAGGAGGACAGGACAAAAAGCCCUAAAGAAUCUCCCUGUUUUCACAUUGUUAACUUUUGUGUACAAUCUUCUUUUUUAUUUUAUUUCAAAUAAAGCAAGUAUAUUUUUAUAUUACAGUUUUAGGACUUUACUUUUUCACUUGUCAAAGCAUUCUUAUGGAGAAGACCUACCUACACUGUUGGAAAAUGCACUAAGUUUAGUCACUACUUUUUUAGGUGUCAUUUAAUAUACCACUUCUUACAGCUUUGUGGUCUUGACCAUUUAAAUGACUCUUAAAUUAUUUCAAACUGAUUAAAUUUUAUAGAAUCUUGCAGAUAAUGUAUAAUUUAUUAGAUUCUCCAUUAGUCAUUGUUAAUUAUACCUCAUGAAGUCAUUUUUGAGAAAUGUCUAAAAAUUAUUUUUACCUGACAAAGCAGGGCAUGGGGACUCUUAACACAGUAAAUAUUUAUGCUGGCAUUCUUUUUCUCCACUGUUUUAGCUAGUCUUUUGAGGAAUUUUGCUUAUGGCAACUGUGUUUUUAAAAAACUGCUGCAAAUAAAUAAUAGCUAGUUAAAUUUUAUUAAAUGUUCCUAGAUUUCCUUCCCCUCUGUUGGCUCUCUGCCUGAUUUAUCCAUAUUCCUGUGCCUUACGUGGUGCAAGGCAGUGUUUUUAUAAUGAGAAAUUUGAUUCUCAAGCUGUAUUAGUCUAGAUGAUAAUAAAGCCUUAAAAACAAAAUCUGAGGAAAUGUCCUGAAUUCCUAGCUCCAUAAUUGAUUUUUUGUCCUAUAAUUUCAUUAAUUUUUCUAUAUGAAGGAGAAAUACAUUAUAGACUUCAAUAUGAAAUAAUUUAUGUUUUAAUUCUACAAUAAUUUUAAGCAGUAUUUAUUUAGUAUGCGUCUAUUUAUAUGGGGCACUUAUAUGCAAAACCUGUUACCAUAAUGUAUUCAAAAGAGCAUUCAGAGGGACGUUGAUGUCAGUUGCACCUGUAAACAAAUCUGAGCUCUGUCACUUACUAGCAUUGUCACCCUGACAAACAACUUAAAUCUCUCUGAGCCUUAGUUUCUUCACUUAUAAAAAUUAGAGUUACAGUACCUGUUACAUAGGGUACGUACAGGAUUAAAUGAGAUUAUGUAUAUAAAGCUCUUAGUUCUUAGCACUAAUUUUCCUUCCCUAGGUGGUAGGGAGGAUACAGAAAGGAAUAGAAUUAUCUUUAUUUCAAAGAGUUUACAGUCUAACUGGAGAGAUAAUUGUGAACAGUAGCAAGGUGGAAUUAACUGCUAUAAUAGAUGUGCAAACAUGAUGUGCUUUAUGAGUUCAGGUAAAGAGGGUUUAGCUAAGCAAAACAAUCCUUUUCUGAUACUAAUGAAAAUCCACGACAGAGUUGUGUAACAAUAUUUUGAAGAAUCAAAUGAAAUGGCUGGGAAAGAGGUUUCACCCUUCCAUUGUCUAUGCAGCACAACAAAAGAAUAUAAUUUGCGAUAAUAUAAAAUAACUUAAAUGUGGCCGUUAGCUCAAAUUCUUUUCAAUUGGUUGUUGUAAAUCCAUGCUACUUAAUUUACAGUUUUUAAAAAGCAACUACUUCUCUCUCCCCAACUGCUCUGCAGUUCACAGAAACAUAGAUGAUUACUGUAAAAAAGAAAUGUGUCAGAUGGAGAAAGAGGUGCUUUAUCUUUGAAAACCACCUCCCCCCCCCAAUUGACUGAAAUACAAUGAGUAUAACAACCUUUGAUCCAACCGUAUCAGUAAGUUCAAGUAGGUAGAGUUAAGACAGCUUAUCAGUGGUUCUCCAUCUUGGCCAUAUAUCAGAAUCACCUGUCAGGCUUUAAAAAUAGAUCACCUCAACCCACUGAAUCUGAAUAUAAUGGGAUGGAACUUUGGCAUAUGUAUAAUUGUAAAAACUCUUUAGGUGAUUCUGGUGCGAAACCAGGGUUGAGGUCUCAGCGUGUAAAUCAGCUGCCCACUUGAAGCAGAUUUUGUUUGAGUGUCCUGGAAGUUCUUCUUUUUUUUUUUUUUUAAAUAGAGAGUUGUUGGUUUGAGGGACUUUUCUUUAGAGGGCAGGUAGGAGUCUUACGCCCUAUAUUGAAAGUUCUUUGUGAUUUACUAUCAAGUAGAAAAUUUCCUUUUGGAAGACCUGAUUAAAGACUGGUAAGAUUUGUGAUUAGCAAGACUCUACUCAUUGUUCCAUUUUAACCUUUCCUGAAUAGAUUCACAUGAGAGACUUUAUUUAGGGAAAUAGAUUUAUUUAGUACAGAAGGAAAGGUAAGGGGAAAAAUAAGAAAAAUCUUAACAGCACAUUUUAUUAUGUUCUCCCCACACAAUAAACUUUGCAAAUUAAAACGUAAAUGAUUUUGACAGUUAAUAUUCUUGAUAUAGAAAAUCAGAAAAUUCAAAGAAAAUAAAACAUCUGAAACUUCACUACCUAAUAUUAUCAUUUUUAUAUUGCUGUAUUUUCUUUCCUCCCAGACAUUUUACAUAUAAUAUCCUAAAAUGGACAGGUUCACAGACAUAUAUGUACAUAUAAAACAUAUGCUGUACACAGUCAUCUAUUGCUUUUUGCCACAAGGACACUUUCUUUUUUUCUUUUUUCUUUUUAAAGCAUUCAUGUGCUCUCAUUUUUCUAAUAAGCAUUGCCAUUUAUUAUGUGGUUAUAGUAGUAUUAUCUUUGUUAUAGAAUUAUAGAGUAACAGCCUUCAAAGAUGGUUAAGAGUUUGUGUCAGAUCAUCUAUAUCAGUAACCUUUUUGUAUUUUAUUUUCCCCACAUUUAAUGAUGAAAACUUCCAAAAAUAUAGAAAAAUUAAAAUGAUCAUAAUGAACAAUUGUAUACCUUCUACCUAGAUUCAACACGUAAUGUUUUACCAUAUUUGCUUUAUCUCUCUUUAUAUAUACAUGUGUGUAUGUACAUACAUGACUUUUUUUGACUGACCCUUUGAUAGCAAAUUGCAGACAUCAUAAUAUUUUACCUCUAAAUAUUUUGGCAUGCAGCUCUUAAGAAUGAGGACAUUUUUCUACAUAACCAUAAUAUUAUACAUAAGAAAAUUAAUAAUAAAUUUAAUGUCAUCUAAUAUUGAUCCCAAAUUUUCCCAGUUGUGCCUAGAAUGACUGCUAGUCCAUUUGUUACCAGUCAAGCCUAUUAAGCAAGUCUUUGACCGAGCCCCCAAUUCUUUUCCCCUUGACACUGAUUAUAAUGAGACUGAGCAAGCUUUUUAUAGGAUGUCCUACAUUCUGGAUCAUAUGAUUCUUUGUGGUGUCCUUUCACAUGAUCCUCUUUUUCUUGUUUUCCUGUAAAUUGGGAAUUAGCUUCAUUAGUUAUUAAACAUUUUUGGCAAGAACAUAGGCCAUAGCUUUGUCCUCCCUGAUGCAUCACAUCAGGAGGCACAGAAUAUAAGAUUGAUUUGCUUUUUAGUCUCUCAGUGUAACUAUAAUCAGAUUGGAUAUUAGAGCUUGUUCUGCUAACAAGAUUAAGUAGCUACUAUUUUAGAAACCUGUAGAUUUUAUAAAAUUCUGUGAAAGGAUUGAGUAGUGUACUGUUUGCAACUUAAUUACGUUUUUGAAUAAUUGGUCUAUUUUAUCUAGAAAUGUUUUUAUUAAAAUAUUUAAAGACAAAAAGUAAUAUUUUUAUCCACAAAAGCUUUACAAUUUCCCCAGUAUCUAGUUUAAAUUUCUGUAGUUUUACAUUUUGUGUCUCCUUUCCUUCCUAUCAUUUAGCAGAAAUGAAGAAACUAAUGUUCUCAUGGCCUGCUUUUCUGUCCUUUCCUACUGCUUUAAACACUAAUUUCCUUUUAUACUAGAUAAUUAUAGCCAAUUGUUUUUUUUUUUUUUUAAGUAAGUCAGCUUUAGGAGAUGCUUGUGUUGCCUUUGAAUUUUAAUAGCCAAGUAAAUUUCAGAUUAAACUUCGAAUAUCAAUGUGAAAUAAACGUGAACUAGUUCUUGAUAAUUUGCUAAAAAUAAUGAGAUACUUCAACUGGAAAUUUUUAUUAAUUGACACAAAUAAGCCUUGAUACUUAUUUAAUGAAAUGUUCUCAUGCCUAGACUAUAUUACUCAUGGUAGACAAAUGAGUGUUUUGCUGUGAUAUGUUAUGAAAUACAUGUGAUAUCCUAGUUUGUCUACUGACACUGGGGUCUUGAAUCUUAAAAAAAGGCCUCCGAUGAAGCAGAGGAAAGUGGAUCACAGGGAAAAUUGGUGGAAGCUCUCAGGCAAAUGAGAAUUAAUCAUAGGGGCAACUACCGACAACUUCUGGAGGAGAUGCUGACUAGUUACAGGCUA